CCGAUGCCUUGACCCGCCCUACUGUCCAUACCGCCGCGAUACUAAUCGCCCAGUCAAACCCAUUACUUACAGGACUAUUCACCCACGGCUACAAGAUCGAUCCCUUUUUCCGCUCCGCUAUCCAUCAACAACAUACCACCGCUACUGGCCCGUAUUUUCAUAAACGCGGUACCUCUCGCAUCUGGGUACUCGGCUACGAUUUACUUCGUACCCUGCUCAUCCAGGAAUCCCAUGACAACCCUACCUCAGGACAUUUCGGCGUGGAUAAAACCACGAAGAUGCUGCAGCGGAAUUAUUAUUGGCCGAACAUGGCCGAUGACGUGCGCAAGUACGGGUCCUCCUGCACCGCCUGGCAGAUUAUGAAAUCGUCGCAUCAGCGAGCAGCCGGACUACUACAGCCGUUGGAUCCGCCUGAGCGACCCUGGCAACACGUCAUGAUGGACUACGUGACAGGACUGCCGGCCGGUCCCAGCGGAAACGACGCCAUCCUCGUGGUCGUUGACCGCCUCACAAAAAUGGCGCACUUCAUCGCCUGCCAACAGACCAUCACCGCCGAACAAACCGCGAACGUCAUCCGCCUGCACGGACUGCCCUCCGCCAUCAUUUCAGACCGAGACCCAAAAUUCACAUCGAAUUUCUGGCGCCACUUGUGGGACCAAUUUGGCACCAAACUCCAAUUUUCAUCCGCCUACCACCCACAAACCGACGGGCAGACCGAACGCGUUAACCAAACCAUGGAGCAGCUCAUUCGCACCACCUGUACUGACCCAUCGACAUGGGAGAAAUCUCUUCCGCUCCUAGAAUUCACGUAUAAUAACGCGACCUCAGCCACAACCGAUCAAUCCCCAUUCUUCCUCAACUACGGAAAGGAUCCGGUAGUACCCUCUAACCCGAACAUCGAGUCACCAGUGCCCCUGUCCCAGAAAUUUGCUGAAGACAUUCUCGCCACUCGCGACAAAGCAGCUGAGGCCAUUCGGAAAGCUAACCUGGUCGCAAGCCGACAAGCCGAUCGACAUCGACGCGACGUCACUUACAAAGUGGGAGAUCUUGUCCUCCUCGACACUCGCAAUUUGCGGCUGCCGAUCCCAAGAAAACUCCGACCCAGAUUCUGCGGACCUUUUCAAGUGACCAACCUCGUGACACCUGUCACUGUCCACCUUCAGCUACCGGCUGAUUGGCGCCAUCACCCGGCUUUCCACGUCAGUCUUCUCCGACCCUACGUCCCGAGUUCGUCGGACUUGGCACGCAACCGGUUUAGCCCGUUCAGUUGGUCGUUUCCUCGCAGCGUCGCUUGCCUUACAUACACCUCAUCUCCGGUUCCUCUCCGACCCGCUUGUUCGAGUGAGUUGCUUAGCCAUUUUCGUACAGCCAUUGCGAUGGCUCCAGAGGAGGAUCAACGGCCGGUAAAGGAGGAUAAAGUCGUGGCCGAAGCGCGAGAAGCAGAGGAGAUUAAAGCGGAAGCGGGCAAUGGGGCAUCGGAGGAAGAGCAGGGCGACGACGGAAGCGAGGACUUCAACAAACUGAUUCCGUCGGGCGAUUCUGACUCCGAUUCGUCAGAGUCGGAGGCGAGUGAAGGGGAGGGAGAAAGCGACGACGACGAGGAGGAGGCGGAGGAGGAGGGGGAGGGGGGUAAGGGCGAGAAGGGAGCUGGCGAGGGUCAGCGGAAAGAAGGAGGUGGUUCGGGGCUGAAAUCCGCGUCGCAUGCGGCGGGUUUGGUGGCGAAAGAAGCGGCGCGGUUGGCGCGCGAGCAGAAGCGCGCGGCGGCGGCGGCGGAACGGAAGGAGCGGAGGGCGAUGAAGGAUCUGCUGCGGCGGCCGUGGGGGAACUUCCGCCUGCAGGGGGAGGCGGGGGAAGCUGGCGGAGGAGGUGGCGGAGAGGAUGGGGGGAAAGACGAGGAGGUGCAGGGGAGCGAUGAUGAGGAGGAGGAGGAGGGGGAGGAGGGGGAGGAGGGGGAGGGUUUAGGAGGUGAGGGGGAUGACGAGGAGGACGAGGAGGACGAGGAAGAUGAGGAGGGAGAGGAGGAGGAGGAGGAGGGGGAGGAGGGGGAGGAGGGGGAGGAGAGCGAAGAGGAGGGGGAAAGGGAGGGAGCGGAGGAGGAGGAGGAGGAGGAGGAGGAGCGAUUGGGGCGAGAGGGCGAUGGGGCGGGUCACGCGGCGGAGGAGAGCGACUCCUCGGAAGACGAGCGCCCCUCCCGCAACACGGUGGGCAGCGUGCCUUUGGAGUGGUACAAGGAGGAGGGGCACAUAGGCUACGACAGGGAGGGAAAGCGCAUUAUGAAGCAGAAAGCGAGGGCUUCGAAGGGCGAUAAGCUCGACGCGUUCCUCGCACACUCAGAUGACCCCAAUGCCUGGAAGGUGGUGUACGACGAGUACAACGACGAGGAGAUCCGGUUGACAGAGGAGGAUAUCGACAUGAUUCGCCGGAUAAGAGAGGGGCGCACGCCACAUGCCAACGUCAACCCGUAUGAGCCGUACCUGGACUGGUUCGACUGGGACGAGAAGUGGGACCCCCUCAACGCCCAGCCGGAGCCAAAGAGGCGAUUCACGCCCUCCAAGCACGAGGCCAGACAGAUCGUGAAGCUGGUGCGGGGGCUGCGGAAAGGAACGGUGAAGACACUAGCACAGAGGGAGAAGGAGCGGCAGCAGAAGGAGAGCGAGAAGGAGCAGCAGCCGGUGUACCUGCUGUGGGGGGACGACCUCAAGGCCAUUGCCUCGCAGUCCGAUAAGACCAAGAACGUCAACGGACUCAGCUUCGUGGCCGCGCCCAAGCCCAAGCUGCCAGGGCACGAGGAGUCGUACAACCCCCCGGUGGAGUACAUCCCCACGGAGGAGGAGGUGGCAGAGAAGAUGAUGCAGGCGGAGUACGAGGGCACCUCCGACUCCCUCUUCGUGCCCAAGCAGCACACGUCCCUGCGCUCCGUGCCCGCCUACCCUCGCUUUAUUCGGGAACGAUUCGAGCGAUGCUUGGACCUGUACCUGUGCCCGCGCGUCAAGAAGAACAGGAUCAUGAUAGACCCCGAUGCUCUCCUACCCAAGCUCCCCAAGAGGAAGGAUCUGCGUCCCUUCCCGCACUCCCUCUCGCUGCGCUUCCUGGGCCAUCGCGCCACCGUGCGCUCGCUCUCUCUCCAUCCCUCAGGGCAGUGGCUCGCCUCAGGCAGCGACGACGGCACCGUGCGCAUGUGGGAGGUGGACACCACGCGGUGCCGGCGGGUCAUCCACCUACCAACGGCAGUGAAACACGUGUCAUGGAGCCCUGCUGCCAACCGCCCCAUCCUCGCCAUCACCUCGGGCACGGAUGUGGUGUUGCUGCCAGGGGAGGGCGGUACAGAGGAGGAGGAGAGGGCAGUGGAUCGACUAUUAGAGGCGAAGGACGGGUGGAAAGAAGAAGCGGCAGCAGGGGUGGGUGUGACGUGGAGUGCGUACCGCGGGGAGGGAGGCAAGCUCAAGGGGCUGAGACUGAGGCACCAGGAGCAAGUCUCGAGUGUGACGUGGCAUCGCAAGGCAGACUAUUUCGCCUCCGUCUCUCCAAAUGGUGGCAGCAGGGCAGUGGUCAUUCAUCAGCUCACCCGCCGCGCCUCGCAGUGCCCAUUCAAGCGAGCAGCAGCAGGCGGCGACCGUCGCAUCGCAGCACUGGCCUUCCACCCUUCCAAGCCCAUCCUCUUUGUGUCCUCUCGCACGCUCGUGCGCUCCUACCACUUGCUGCGCCUCUGCUUGCUGCGCAAGUACAUGCCCAACAUCAAGCAGAUCUCAUCCCUCACAAUCCAUCCCUCGGGCGACCAUCUGUUGGUGGGGGGAGACGAGGGCAAGGUGGCAUGGAUAGACAUGGACCUCUCCACCCGCCCCUACCGCGUCUUGAGGAGCCAUGGAGGCAUGGACGUGCGCAGCGUGGCUUUUCACCCCACAUACCCUCUCUUCGCCAGUGCAGCGGAGGACGGCUCCGCCUUUGUGUUCCAUGGGAUGGUGUUUGCCGACCUCCUCCAGAACCCCCUCAUCGUGCCGCUCAAGAUCCUCCGCGCGCCGCCGCCCCCGCCGUCCCCUUCGUCCUCAUCCUCCAAGAGCCUGUUCGCCUGUGCCUUCCACCCCUCCCAACCGUGGCUCUUCACGGCAGGCGCUGACUCCUCAAUCACUCUCUUCACCCACUGAUGUGUGCCAUGAUGCAGUAUAAGCACCGGUCUUUCACACGUCAUAGCACAUCCUGAAAGAUUGGUGCCAUUAUGCACUAGAAGCACCGUUAUUUAGGAAAUCACAGGUUCAAUGAAAACCCUCAGCAAUCUGCAACAUCUGGAAACGCCUGCUGUGGUUGUAUAAUCUGUUACCCUGAUGUUGUUCUUCUUCCUACUACUCUCUUUGGCUCCUUACUGGCAUGAGCACAUGGAGGGUGGUGAUGCUGGAACACCAGGUGGACUACUAAACCAAGCUUGAUAUG
This is a messenger RNA of Closterium sp. NIES-67, 4425 nucleotides long. Lineage: Eukaryota; Viridiplantae; Streptophyta; Zygnematophyceae; Desmidiales; Closteriaceae. The record is from the annotation of a GenBank genome assembly.